AAUUGUUACCAAAAAUAACAAAACCACAGAGGAAGCCUAAAAAUGACUCAAGCAAUCUAUUACCACACGUGGCAGUAAGGGCCUAUAUAAGCAUUAUAGCUGUGAUCAUUAGACACAGAAGACCUAAGAUUUUCUCUUUUUAGCAGAGAUCAUUUGAUAACACUAUGAGAUACAUCCUACUCUGUGCUGCACUCUUCCUGCCUGGAAGUCUUGCUCUCCCGGUUCCACUUAAGACAGCGCCACCGAGCUCUGAAGACCUGAAGCGUUUACAGAAUUACCUUGACAGGUUCUUUCCAUCCAUUAAUAAAGCAGGUGGCCGUACCUUAGAAGAGAAAAUUAAAGAGAUGCAGAAAUUUUUCCACCUGACUGUAACAGGAAAAUUUAAUUCAGAAACGGAGGAAAUGAUGGAUCAGCCAAGGUGUGGCAUCCCCGAUGUAUUAGAUUACAGCACAUUUCCAGGAAAUCCAAGAUGGAGGAAGAAUUUGUUGACUUACAGGAUCCUUAACUAUACACCUGAUCUGCCUCGUUUUAUGGUGGAGAAAGCAAUACAAAAGGCUUUUAAGGUGUGGAGUGAUGUGACUCCACUGAAGUUUCAAAAAGUUGCCAGGAGAGAAGCAGAUAUCCUGAUUCGUUUUGCACAUGGUGCACAUGGCGACUCAUCCCCCUUUGAUGGAAGAGGGGGAACACUGGCCCAUGCAUUUGCACCUGGCUCAGGGUUAGGAGGAGAUGCUCACUUUGAUGAGGGUGAGAAGUGGUCACAAGAUCAUAUAGGAACAAAUUUGUUCCUUGUUGCUGCACAUGAAUUUGGUCAUUCUUUGGGACUGGGUCAUUCAAAUGUUCAAGGUGCUCUGAUGUAUCCUAUCUAUCGCUACUGGGACCCAAAUACCUUCAGCCUUCCAGCUGAUGACAGACAAGGAAUUCAGAAAUUAUAUGGCCGCAAACGUGAAAACUUCUAAAGAACCCUGGUGUGUUUAAAAAGAAUGAAGAAUUCACACCAGAAAUGUUUCGUUUUAUUUCUUCCGUGAAUUAAAAUGGCAAAUGUUUGAA
Messenger RNA from Chelonia mydas (Green sea turtle), 1047 nucleotides. RefSeq names its product matrix metallopeptidase 7 (gene MMP7). The record is from RefSeq and is a predicted model, not a curated record. Gene Ontology annotation, molecular function: zinc ion binding; metalloendopeptidase activity. The coding region runs from base 165 to 956 and encodes 263 amino acids. Gene Ontology annotation, cellular component: extracellular matrix. The transcript is spliced from 6 exons. Gene Ontology annotation, biological process: proteolysis; collagen catabolic process; extracellular matrix organization. NCBI's taxonomy places the organism in Eukaryota, Metazoa, Chordata, Testudines, Cheloniidae.